Messenger RNA from Peronospora belbahrii, 1278 nucleotides. Lineage: Eukaryota; Oomycota; Peronosporomycetes; Peronosporales; Peronosporaceae. The record is from the annotation of a GenBank genome assembly.
AUGGCGCAGUUUACACACGGAAUUUCAGCACUAGACGUAACGUCAUCGUUGGCUCUUGAUGCGCCCGUAUGGCUCUUGGGUCGUCGGUUUAACGACGCGACGGCCAGUGAGUUUGAAGCCUAUAAACGCAGCUUUGAAGCCAUUUUAUGGUUCACUUACCGUCAUAAUUUCCCUCAAAUGACACCAUAUGAAUACACAAGUGAUGCUGGAUGGGGCUGUAUGCUGCGUUCUGCUCAAAUGUUACUGGGACAAGCACUUCAACGCUGUCUUUUAGGUCGAAAUUGGCAUCUUCCAGCUUUAUUUGAGGCAAAUGGAGAUACAAAACUACCAGAAACCUAUGUCCAAUUAUUGAAAUGGUUUGCAGAUUCUAAUGAGCUAGACUGUCGUUAUUCUAUUCAUCAUAUGGUGAAGCUUGGCAUUCAAUAUGAUAAAUUACCGGGAGAAUGGUAUGGACCCACGACAGCAGCUCAAGUCUUGAGAGAUUUAGUGAAUUUACAUCGAUGUGAAUUUGGAGGAGAAGUGGCGAUGUAUGUGCCUCAAGAAGGCGUUGUAUAUACUGACGACGUGACUAGACUUUGUGUCUCACAUUUGGAAGAAGAAAAGGAAAAGACAGAAGAGAAGGAGAAAAAAAAAAAGACCGAGGAUGGUGCAUUGCCUGCAUUUUUUGAUCCGUUAUUGCAUCCACCGAUGAAUGAAGAUACCUUCAAGUGGAGCACGGCGUUGCUCAUUCUAAUUCCGCUGCGACUGGGUUUGGACCAUGUGAAUGAAAGCUACGUGCCAGCGUUGCAAAAGACAUUUACGUUUCCACAAAGUGUGGGGAUUAUUGGAGGCAAAAAAGGACACUCUGUCUACUUUGUUGGCACGCAGCAGGACCAACUGCAUCUGCUGGACCCUCAUGACGUGCAUCCUGCACCGGAACUAAACGUUGCAUUUCCUACAGCAACACAUCUGCGUACCGUCCACUCCUCGCGCCCAUUGGUUAUGGAUGUGACUACCAUUGAUCCAUCGUUAGCACUGGGAUUUCUGUGUGAAAAUCGCGCUGAUUAUGAAGACUUUGAGUGGCGUGUACGCACUCUUCACGAUGAAGUUAAGGCAAAUGGUGGUAUGUGUCCGUUUUCGGUUGCAGCACGCCGGCCUGACUACGCAGCAAGUGGAGUCGAUUUGCUCAUGGCAGACUGCCUAUCAGGCGACGAUAUGAACGAGGACGAGUUUGCGAGUGCUAAUGGACGUAUCGCUGGAACGGGCGAGGACGACGAAGACGACUACGUAUUGCUUUGA